Blastomyces gilchristii SLH14081 is the source of this 3212-nucleotide messenger RNA. Its product is annotated as acetyltransferase. Gene Ontology annotation, cellular component: mitochondrial membrane. The record is from RefSeq and is a predicted model, not a curated record. The transcript is spliced from 7 exons. Lineage: Eukaryota; Fungi; Ascomycota; Eurotiomycetes; Onygenales; Ajellomycetaceae. The coding region runs from base 257 to 2716 and encodes 819 amino acids.
UGAGGAUAUUAAGGAGCAUCAUGACGGACCCAGACCAGACGAGGCACGGCGAAAAUGAACUAAGGAAAGCUCAACAGUUCGCGUCCCCCGAGGUUGGCCGUACUUGAAGAAGGAGAGAUUUGGUGUCUUCGUCGACCUUGCGCGCUGAACUGUUCGAUAGUGGCAUAUUGGCGGGCGCGUCUCUCCUUGAUCAAGCCUUUCUCGCGUUACCUAAUAUCAUUUGAUAACAACAAGUACAGAGUACAGUCACAGCAUCAUGUCUUCUCCAAAGGAUGCAGGCCAUAUGGCCCCAGAUCUAGAGAUCGUCGGAGAUCGGGUCACUGUACAUCCAACGGGCUUCACCGGUGGCCCAGAUGUCAAAGAUGGCAUCACUGAACGGGAGCUUGUGCGGAACAUGGCACGCUUCCGAGAGAACCCCUUUGAGUUCUUGCGCGAAGUCAGCUUGUUUGUGUCAGGAACAGGAUGGCGAGCCUAUGAUAAGAUUAUUGGCCAGCCAAUAUUCUAUCCUGGUUUCGCAGAGAAAAUGAAGUCAAAUAUCCUGAGUAAUCCGUUAUUGAAGGCGAAGAUUACUGAACUGGCAGAGUUGCGAUCGCGAGUGGAAGAAGAACAAGGGUUACUGGAACCCGACAAGUCGAAAAAAGGCAAUGACCCUCGAUUAAGACGAAAGAACGAGAUUGAGGCUAAUUUAAGAGAAGUCGUCGACACGAUGAUGGAAAAUAUGAUUUGCAAAAUGGAAGGCAAAAACUUUAUACGGGGAGCCUAUUAUCUUUGUACACAGCUUCUUACGCGAGCAUAUCAUCAAGGCAUUCAUGUUUCUAGUGAAGAAGUUCUCCGUCUGAGGUCGGUCGCGGAAACCGCAGCAAAAAAUAAGCAAUCUAUUGUAUUUUUACCUUGCCACAGAUCUCAUGUAGACUAUGUAUCCCUGCAAUUAAUUUGCUACCGUCUUGGAAUUGGAUUGCCCGUGGUUGUGGCGGGAGAUAACUUGAAUAUAUCUUUCCUUGGGAGUUUCUUGCAACAUGCAGGUGCCAUGUGGAUCCGUCGAACUUUUGGCGACGACCCCUUGUACCAUACACUUGUACAGGCGUAUGUUGAUACCCUAUUAAAGGAAGGGUUUAAUUUCGAAUGUUUCGUAGAAGGCGGUCGGUCAAGGACGGGAAAGCUCCUACCCCCGAAGUUUGGUAUCCUCAGCUUUCUCCUAGAUAGCGUUGCUUCCGGUCGAGUCGAAGACGCGAUCAUCUGCCCAGUGAGCACACAGUACGAUAAAGUUAUUGAAACUGAAUCAUAUAUUAGUGAGCUGCUGGGACAGCCGAAACAAAAAGAAAAUUUAGUUGAUUUCCUUAAUUCUUCGUCAGUCCUGUCACUCAAGCUUGGUAGAGUUGACGUCAGAUUCCACGAGCCAUGGAGUCUGAAGGCAUUUGUCGCGGAGCAGUGCGCUAGAAUAUACAAUCUCCCCAAUAACGGCGAAAUACAAGUGAAAAUGGGAAGUGCGGAAAGAGGUCGUCUCCUCCGAACCCUGGGAUAUCGCGUGCUCUCAGACAUCAAUAACGUCUCCGUUGUAAUGCCGACGGCACUCGUUGGCACGGUUCUCCUUACGCUCCGGGGGCGUGGUGUUGGUAAAACUGAACUUGUGCGCCGUGUUGAUUGGCUCUGCGACCGAGUUCGUGCCCAGGGCGGAAGAGUAGCGCAUUUCUACAGAGCCCCGACGGAACAGGUCGUUGAUCGAGCCAUCGAAGUUCUCGGGCCAAAAUUAGUCGGUGCAAUUGGCGGGCUUGCUGAACAGACCUUCUACGCGGUGGACCGGUUCCAGCUUUCUUUUUACAGGAAUAUGACGAUUCAUCUCUUCAUCACAGAGGCAUUGGUGUCCGUUGCUAUGUAUGCCCGUGUAAAGCAAGGGGGUGGCCCGAUGAACCAGCGCAGCAGCUAUGAUGAGCUGGUGACCCAAGUGACCUUCUUGUCCCAGCUUUUCCGAGGAGAAUUUAUCUUCCCACCAGACGGCUUAGCCCACAAUCUCGAGAAGACGCUUAAUGGACUAGAACGAGACAAUGUAAUAAAAAUCACAAGAGACCCCUCAGGCAUACCGACAUAUGUCGAGUUAAGCGAUGAAGAACGCCAAUGCGGCAGAGAAAACUUUGAUUUCUACUGCUUCCUUGUCUGGCCUUUUAUUGAAGCAAGCUGGCUUGGAGCUGUAUCGCUUAUGGGACUGACUCCACCCCUCAAUAAUGGCCCCAAGUCGCCUUGGGUUGAUAUGAAAAAAGCACAGGACAGCGCUCAACUGUUGGGCAAAACGCUCUACCACCAAGGUGAUCUGUCAUAUUUCGAAGCCGUCAACAAAGAAACCCUUAAAAACGCAUAUCAGCGAUUUGAGGAAGAAAGAAUCAUCAUCGUCACAAGACCGAGGAUGAAGGAUGUGAAGACAAGCCAAGCGCCCACCAUGAGACUAGCUCCCAGCUGGAUGCCUGAGCGCGAUGCAAAAACAGGCAAACUCCUAGCCCGGGGCAAGCUAUGGGACUUUAUGUCCCUAAUAGCCCAGUCGCGGCGCGAAGGGAAAAACCGACGAGAUGGAGCAACCGUAUCCUCUCGCGUGCUCACCAUGACCGAUUCGGUAGGUCGGGAGGUGUUCAAAGUUGCAGCCGCAGCAGAAGAGUCUGCGGAAGAGGUUGACGUGUCUACAAAACAGCGCAGACGGACGCCAUUGGGCUCGAGCGCGAAGCUGUGAUAACGGAAUAUAUGUUAUAUAAGGGGUCCCUUGGUGUCUUUAUAUCAAUCCCUAUAUAUAUAACCGCUCAUCGUGAUACCAAGUUUGCUCUUGCUUUUUUAUUUGCUUUGGCUAGGUUUGUAAUGCACUGCUUUUUUUUAAUUUCGCUUCUUUGAGAAAGCUUCAAUUCUUGCACUCUACGCGAUGAAGCUGCUAUAUUCUUCUCUCUCUGUUAUUUCUUUCGACUUCUUUCCAUUUUUUGUUUUAUAAAUAAUUGCCACCGUUGAUGCUAUUAAGCGGUUCCUUAUCCGAACACCCCAGGACAGGUAAUUCAACUUGAUACUCUCUUAAUUAAGAACAAAAUUUUUAUGAUAUUCAGAGGUGAAUACUGUCAUACUUCAUUUUCUUCAUCUUUGUUCUGAACCUGUUCGUCAUUAUCUAAUAUAUAUAUCCAUUGCAUCUCUCCUCUCUAUUCUUCCUUCCACAUCCAGAUAGUAUAUUUGAAUACCAGACGAUA